Messenger RNA from Peromyscus maniculatus bairdii (prairie deer mouse), 1728 nucleotides. The record is from RefSeq and is a predicted model, not a curated record. NCBI's taxonomy places the organism in Eukaryota, Metazoa, Chordata, Mammalia, Rodentia, Cricetidae.
AAACUAUUUUUUUGUGAUCGGUAAAACCACUAUGUCAGUGCAAGAAGCAUGGAACCAUAUUCCAAUAACUGAAUUGAAGUUACCUUAAUUGUCUUGCACAAGCAGAGAAUCCGGAUAUCGCAUAAACGUGCUGUUGUACCUUGGACAGAAUUUAUUUCAUUUAGCGCUUCGCGUAGUGCCUUUAAAAUAUUCCAGGGCAGGAAGGUUGGAAAGUGCCUAGGAUCGAAGAAGCCAAUGUCAGCUCAAGGGCUUUUUUGAAAUUGUUAUUUAGAAUAAGGCUUUACCGAAAGUGACAAGGCAGCAUUCUGGGGCUAGUUGAUGUGUUCCCGUUAUUUUCAUGCUGUCCUCUUGGUGACAUUCCACCCUCCUAGAACACUAUGCUUCGAGCUACAACAUUACAGUCCAUGCGCUAGAAUGGAAAAAAAAAAAGAAACCCAAGGGAGGGUGGCCAACAUGUUUUCCAUAGUGCCUUUUGGGAACUUAAGCGUCAUGACAUGUUAAAGUCCGGUUUCUUGUCCUCAAGUUCAGCAAGCGGUUCAAUACAGGAGAAGCGUGCAGUCAAAUCUAAGAAAGCUAGGGUGUGCUAAAACAAAUAUUUUUAUUCUGCUAAAACAAAUGUUUUUAGUGUGCUAAAACCUGUUUUACCGUUAGCGAUUUAUCACAAUCAGUUUGCAAAAGUUAACAAAUUACCACUUGAAAUCCUCAGCCAAUCGUACUAUUGCGCGGGCCUUUUGAAAAGUGACGCAAGCCUAUCAGGUUGUUUCUCUGGGGUGGCGGGGGAACAAGCUGGUGCGCACGCGCGAAAGCAAACCUACAUAAAGGCAGCCCUUGUGCUGUUUAGUUAUUUUCAUUCCUUCUGUCCUUUACUGUUAUGGCUCGCACCAAGCAGACCGCUCGCAAGUCCACCGGCGGCAAAGCGCCGCGCAAGCAGCUGGCCACCAAGGCCGCCCGCAAGAGCGCCCCGGCCACCGGCGGCGUGAAGAAGCCGCACCGCUACCGGCCCGGCACCGUGGCGCUGCGCGAGAUCCGGCGCUACCAGAAGUCGACCGAGCUGCUGAUCCGCAAGCUGCCGUUCCAGCGCCUGGUGCGCGAGAUCGCGCAGGACUUCAAGACCGACCUGCGCUUCCAGAGCUCGGCCGUGAUGGCGCUGCAGGAGGCCUGCGAGGCCUACCUGGUGGGUCUUUUCGAGGACACCAACCUGUGCGCCAUCCACGCCAAGCGGGUCACCAUCAUGCCCAAGGACAUCCAGCUGGCCCGCCGCAUCCGCGGGGAGAGGGCUUAAAGUGUUCCUCCCAUUUAAUCAACCACUUUUAAAGGCUCUUCUUAGAGCCACCCAUCUUCCAAAAAAAAAGCUGUAACGUCCUUUCCCAUUUUGUUAGGGUUGUUUUAAUAUGCAUUCAAAGGUGUUUCCCUGGAUAAGUCUAGAGUGGUUGUGUCAUUUACAGGAUUCUCUUUUGGACAAAGACUGUUAACACCAAAUGAGUCUGUCUUGGGUUCCUUUUGCCAUCUUCUAUUCCCUUCUCAAUUCCAUGAAAUAAGGUAUUUCAAGACUUAAGUUUACAGUAAGCUGUAUUUCACACAGACGGAUGCUUGGGUACAGUAGUCGGCCGAGCAUUUACAGAAGGUAAAAUUUUACAAUUGCAGAUUUGUAUGUAAUUGUGAAUCAUCUUCGAAGGGCAAAGCUAAUAAAAUUGUAACGGUGUGUCUUCCCACAGUUCAAAAAUGUAA